AUGGGUUCUCUCCAGAACUUGCUCAACAGUCCGAUCUCAAUGCCCUUUUCUGCAAAGCUUAAUCAACGCCGUCCAUUUCUUCUACGAGCAUGCCUUAACUUGGACGUACAUGCACCUACAGAUUCAGUGAAAUCGAAAACCCAUUUGAAGAGUGAUGAGGUUAUGCAGAUGGAAGGGAAGGUGUUAGUAGGGACAUAUGCAAGAAACCCAGUUGUGAUUUCCAGUGGGAAAGGUUGUAAAUUGUAUGAUCCUGAAGGACGAGAGUAUUUGGAUUGUACUUCUGGAAUUGCCGUUAAUGCUCUUGGUCAUGGAGAUCCUGAUUGGGUCAAAGCUGUUGUUGACCAAGCUAAUUUGCUCACACAUGUCAGUAAUGUUUUCUAUUCAGUCCCUCAGGUAGAGCUUGCUAAACGUCUUGUGGCUCGUUCUUUUGCCGAUCGUGUGUUUUUCUCAAAUUCUGGCACGGAAGCAAAUGAAGCUGCUAUAAAGUUUGCACGGAAGUAUCAGCUAUUUACACAUCAUGAUGAGAAAGAGCCUGCGACAGAGUUUAUUUCAUUCAGUAAUAGCUUCCAUGGGAGGACAAUGGGAGCUCUUGCUUUGACAAGCAAAGAGCACUAUCGUUUGCCUUUUGAGCCUGUCAUGCCUGGAGUUGAUUUCCUGGAAUAUGGUAAUAUACAGGCUGCAACAGAAUUGAUUAAAUCUGGGAGGAUUGCUGCUGUAUUUGUAGAACCUAUACAGGGUGAAGGUGGCAUUUAUAGUGCAACUAAGGAAUUCUUACUAUCCUUGCGUAGUGCUUGUGAUGAGGUUGGGUCUCUCCUGGUUUUUGAUGAGGUCCAAUGUGGCUUGGGUCGAACUGGUUAUCUUUGGGCGCAUGAGGCAUAUGGUGUGUUCCCGGAUAUAAUGACACUUGCCAAGCCUCUCGCUGGAGGUCUUCCUAUAGGAGCUACAUUAGUGAGUGAAAAAGUUGCAGCUGCCAUAAGAUAUGGAGAUCAUGGGAGCACUUUUGCCGGUGGAGCUCUUGUCUGUAACGCGGCCAUUGCUGUUCUAGAUAAAAUAUCAAAGCCAGGUUUCUUGGCCAGCGUGUCUAAGAAAGGUCAGUACUUCAAAGAACUUCUAAUGCACAAGCUAGGGGAAAAUUCACAUGUGAGAGAAGUACGAGGUAUGGGACUUAUAAUUGGGAUAGAGCUGGAUGUAUCCGCUUCACCCCUUGUCGAUGCCUGCCGAAAUUCUGGUCUUCUAAUAUUAACUGCCGGAAAAGGGAACGUGGUUAGGCUGGUACCUCCGUUGAUCAUCUCAGAACAAGAGCUGGAGCGUGCAGCUGAAAUUAUACUGGAAUGCUUUCCUGCACUUGACAAGACUAAUUGA
Dovyalis caffra is the source of this 1362-nucleotide messenger RNA. NCBI's taxonomy places the organism in Eukaryota, Viridiplantae, Streptophyta, Magnoliopsida, Malpighiales, Salicaceae. The record is from the annotation of a GenBank genome assembly.